AUGAAGUGAGAUAAAACAACAACACUUCAGUAAAAACACCACAUCAAUAAAAAGAAAGUCCUCCAGUGUUCCCAGUGUUCCCAGUCUCAACUGUGUUUAAAAGUGAGGAGGAGGAUCUCUGAGUCUCCUUCCACCAAUCAGAGCCUCCGCCUGCCGACAACUUUCCCCGCCGCGCCGCGCAUUGGCCGCGCCGCGCGUCGCUCAUGAUUCCGGGGCGGCGUGUGGGCGGAGCCCGGCGGACGGAGGACGGGAGGGGUGGCGGGUUAGAGGGGCGGUGCGACUGUCAAUUGUGUUCCCUAUUCUCGUCAAAAAAAAGUCUGCUGUGGUUGCUGUUGAGUACAACCGAGACGACCACAGGAGCCGCGGUCAGUCAGAGCGCUGCGCCCCGCGCGGACACACGGACGGACGCUUCUGGACGCGAAGCCGCAGCGCAAGUUGUGCACUUUGACACCGCUGCUGUGUUUUGGGGAGAAGAAGGAGGGUUUCUGGUCGCCUUGUAGCUCCAACGCUGGAUUGUUUUCAAACAUAUUCUCCAUCCAGCAGCUCCACGUCGCUUUCUUGAUCCCUCGAAGCGUUUUUCUGACGCGCAAACUUCGCGUUCACCGCCGCCACCGAGGACAAGCGGAUCCUGGGCACGGUGAAGACUUGUUGCGCGCAUCCGGGGAGCGUACCAGUCCAUCCAAGUCGACGCUGAACCUGCGUGUGAUGCUUUGAUUUGAGCCGUGAGUCAGUGAGCGGAGCGGGGAUGUGCCGUGGAGAGCGGCUCGGUGCUCGGUGCUGCCUGCCUCUGACUGUCUGCUCAUAAUUGACCAGAAAUUAGCGCGAUUACUUCUCUCCACUAGUGUGUGAGAGCUGCUGCUGGUGCUUCAGGGAAACAUUUUCUGCUUUAAAUGGCAUCCACGCGCAGCCGAGUCAAACUUUCCUCGGGUCUUGAUUAAUUCUCCUCUCCCGGUGUUUUGAAUUCUCCUCCUCGACAUGUCAGAGCGUGAUGGAUAUGGAGACGGGCUGUGCAGCGACGGAGCGCCGGACUGCCCCCCGCCUCGGGCGCCCCGCGGCCGGCGCAGCGGUGUCAUCCUCCCCGGGGGCGGCCAGGACUCUGACACCAUCCUGCUGGACGCGGUGAAGGCGGCACCUCGCCGGAGCAGCAUCAUUAAGGAUCCUUCAGUGCAGAAGGUUGGCGGAGGCCGGAAGAAGACGGUGUCCUUCAGCAGCAUGCCCUCUGAGAAGAAGGUGAGCAGCGCAGCAGACUGUCUGGCCUUCAUGCAGGGCGGCUGCGAGCUGAAGAAGAUACGUCCAAACUCCAGAGUUUACUGCCGUUUCUACACGCUGGACGCCGACCUCGGCUGCUUACGCUGGGAGCCGUCCAAGAAGGACGGGGACCGGGCCCGGCUGGACGUCUCCAGCAUGAGGGAGGUCCGGACCGGGAAGAGCACGGAGACGUUCCUCCAUAACGGGCCGCUCAAUGAGCACCUCGCUGAGGAGGCCGCCUUCUCCAUCAUACACGGGGACGACUACCAGUCUCUGGACUUGGUUGCGUUGUCGGCAGAUGUUGCCAACAUCUGGGUGACGGGUCUCCGCUACCUGCUCGCCCACCCGUCGAUCAUCUGGGGCGCCGGCGGAGGAGGAGGAGGAGUCGGCGGGCUGAGUGAAGGAGGAGGUGUGGCGGUGGAAGGAACCCUGGGAGGGAAGAUGAGGAGCGAGUGGCUGGAGGCCGAGUUCGCUCAGGUGGACGAAGACGGAUACGGCAUCGUGUCGGAGGACGUCGCUGUCGCCACCAUCUGUAAACUCUGCCCCGGGAUCAAAGAGGCCAAGGUGCGUCUGCGUUUUAAGGAGAUCCAGCGCAGCAAGGAGAAGCUGACCUCCCACGUGACCCGCGAGGAGUUCCAGGAGGCGUUCUGCGAGCUGUGCACGCGUCCCGACGUCUACUUCCUGCUGGUGCAGCUGUCCAAGGACCGGGAGUGCCUGGACCCCCAGGACCUGCGCCUCUUCCUGGAGACGGAGCAGGGUCUGUCCCUGGCCACCACCGAGGGCUGCUGGGAGCUGCUGCGGCGCUACGAGCCGUCGGCGGCGGGCCGGGAGCGCGGCCUGCUGGGCCUGGACGGCUUCGCCCGCUACCUGCAGUCCCCGGAGUGCCAGCUGCUGGACCCGGAGCACCUGGGGGUGUGUCAGGACAUGAGCAUGCCGCUGUCCCACUACUACAUCAGCACGUCGUACCGCUCCUACCUGCUGGAUGACCAGGUGCACGGCCGGGCCGACCUCGGCGGGCUGAUCAAGGCGCUGCAGGCGGGCUGUCGCUGCGUGGAGCUGGGCGUGACCGACGGGCCGGAGGGCGAGCCGCUCCUCGGGGUCGACUACGGGCCGGACAUCCCCCGCCACCACCACCACCAUCACCACCACCACCACCACGCCCCCGUCACCAUCCGCUCGGCCCUGGAGGUGGUCAACAAGUACGCCUUCCUGACCUCGCAGUACCCGCUGCUGCUCUACCUGUGCCAGCGCUGCUCGCCGGGCCAGCAGCGCACGCUGGCCCAACACCUGAAGAAAGUCUUCAGCUCCCGCCUUUACACGCCCGAGGCGCUCCACGUCAGCCUCGGGGGCCGCGCCACCACCCUCCCCUCCCCCGAGCAGCUGAAGGGCCGCGUCCUCAUCGUGGCGAAGAAACUCCCGCCGGAGCACGACGGCUCCGACGGCGAGAUCUCCGAGGAGGACGAGGAGAUCGGAGGAGGCGGGCCUCUGGCGGGGCGGCGGAUGACCAUCCCCGGCGAGGAGGAGCUGGGCGUGGUCCUGGUGGUGCCGCCGCCCUCUCAACCCCGGAAGCUCCGCCUCCACAAGGAGCUGUCGGACCUGGUGGCGAUCGCUCGCACCGGCAGCCGCAGCUUCUACGCCCAGAGAGCGAGUCAGAAACAGGCGCAGCAGCAGUCUCCGCCCAGCAGCCCGUGCUCGCCCGGCACGCCGCUGCCGCCCGAGCCGCCUUACUGGACGCUGUGCUCGCUGGGCGAGGGCGAAGCCGGGCGCCUCACCACCGAGAGCCCCGAGGACCUGGUCAUGUUCACCAAGCGCACCCUGACCCGGGUCCGGCCCAGCUCGGUGCGUCUGGACUCCAGUAACCCCAACCCUCAGGGCUACUGGAAGGGCGGCGUCCAGCUGGUGGCCUUGAACCAGCAGACGCCGGGCGCCAUGCUGGACCUGCACAGGUGUCGCUUCCUGCAGAACGGAGGCUGCGGCUACGUGCUGCGGCCCGCCGUCAUGAGGGACGAGGUGUCGUAUUUCAGCGCUCACACGCAGGGCUGCGUCCCAGGAGUACCCGCCCAGACUCUGAGGAUAAAGGUGAUCAGCGCUCUGAACCUGCCGAAGCCUCAGGGCUCGGGGGCAAAAGGUGAGGUCAUCGACCCGUACGUGGUCCUGGAGCUGCACGGCGUCCCAGCGGACUGUGCUGAACAGAGGACUCGCACCGCCGCCCAGAACCAGGACGACCCGCUGUUCGACGAGACCUUCGAGUUCCAGGUGAACAUGCCGGAGCUGGCCCUGCUGCGCUUCGUGGUGUUAGACGACGACUACAUCGGAGACGACUUCAUCGGCCAGUCCAGCGUGGCCUUCGAGUGCCUUCAGCCCGGCUACCGCAACGUGCCCCUGCUGGGCAUGACGGGGGACCCCUUAGCCCACGCCAGCCUGUUCAUACACGUCGCCGUCACCAACCGGCGAGGCGGAGGGAAGGCCCAGCGGCGGGGGCUGUCGGUGAGGAGGGUGGGGAGGCGAGGCCGGGAGUACGUCUCCCUGAGGCACACCGGCAUCAAGGUGCUGGACGAGACUUUUAAACCAGCCAGUGGACCGCUGAAAGAGGCCACAGACCUGCGAGAGGACGCUCAGAGCACCACCGCCAGCUUCAAAGAGCAGUGUGGGCUCCCCACGGUGGCCAAACUGAAGCAGUGCAUCCAGAGCCUGGCCACCAGGCUGCAGGCCCCUGAGGGCCCCAUGGGGGCCUCCAUGGUGCUGAAGGAGGGCUACCCGUGCCUGGAGCCUCUGGUCAGUCUGUCAGAGGCAACACGCAAACUGCUCGCCGCCUACGACACGAUGAUCGCUGCUCAGAAACAGCUGAUCGAGAACGCAGACGCCGUGCAGGAGAGGAUCGCUCAGGUUCAGAGAGAAGGAAUGGACUUCCAUGAAGACCUGUCCCGGCUCGGGGAGAAGGACGGACUGAAGGGACGCAAGCUGGGCAAAGCUGUGGAGAGUUUCACCUGGAACAUCACUGUUCUCAAGGGUCAGUGUGACCUCCUGCGAGGAGCGAAGAUGGACUCCCUGGACGCUCUGAGGCAGCUGGCUCUGGCCUGUGAAGCCUGUGGACUCACCUCCUCCUCCUCCUCCUCCAACUCCUCGGCCUCCACCUUCUCCACCGCUGAGCUGCACUACACCUCCCACCCCAUGUCGGGCCGCCGCAGCAGCACGCACGGGAACGGACGCAUCUGACCCGGAGGGAGCGCACAGGAGCAGGAGCAGGA
Molecule: messenger RNA, 4496 nt
Organism: Centropristis striata (black sea bass)
Lineage: Eukaryota; Metazoa; Chordata; Actinopteri; Perciformes; Serranidae
Gene: plcl1
Product: phospholipase C like 1
Exons: 12
Coding region: 976-4464 (1162 amino acids)
Biological process (GO): intracellular signal transduction; lipid metabolic process
Molecular function (GO): phosphatidylinositol-4,5-bisphosphate phospholipase C activity
Source: RefSeq, a predicted model, not a curated record